Zophobas morio is the source of this 635-nucleotide messenger RNA. Its product is annotated as serum response factor homolog A-like. Lineage: Eukaryota; Metazoa; Arthropoda; Insecta; Coleoptera; Tenebrionidae. The transcript is spliced from 5 exons. The coding region runs from base 100 to 555 and encodes 151 amino acids. Gene Ontology annotation, biological process: positive regulation of transcription by RNA polymerase II. Gene Ontology annotation, molecular function: protein dimerization activity; DNA-binding transcription factor activity, RNA polymerase II-specific; RNA polymerase II cis-regulatory region sequence-specific DNA binding. The record is from RefSeq and is a predicted model, not a curated record.
CCUAUUGAAUAGCGGGGCUCUGUAUUUUUAAAGACUUUCUGCCUUUACCAAAUACACCUCUUUUCAAUAAUAGCAGUUUAAAAUUAUGAUAAUAUCAUCAUGUCUGACAGUGACAGCCCUGUUAUGCGUAAGUCCACUGGUGGGCGCAGAAAAAUACCAAUUGAAUUUAUUGAGGACAAAAGCCGUCGAACAAUAACUUUUAGUAAAAGAAAAGCAGGAAUAAUGAAAAAGGCUUUUGAGCUCAGCACUUUAACUGGCACUCAAGUUCUCCUUCUUGUUGCCUCGGAAACUGGCCAUGUUUACACUUUUGCAACUCCUAAGCUCCAGCCAAUGAUUACCAAACCCGAAGGGAAAAAUUUGAUUCAAUCUUGUUUGAAUGCGCCUGAUCAAAUUGCACUUCAACCCACUCAGCAGCCCCAACAACCGCAACCUUCGCAGCCGCAGCAUUCAUAUCGCCACGGCACUUAUCCCGAUGUUGGCGCUAUUUGUUAUCCUACAGAUAUGGACAAUAUUAGCUACCCACCCUUUCAAAACUAUUCCAGCGUUUACCCAUAGCUCGGAAAAAUUUACAAUUAUUUAUUUUUUAUGGAUUCCUUUCUUUAACUAAUUAAUUCUUCUAUAAAAGUUGAAAAUAU